Molecule: messenger RNA, 1314 nt
Organism: Bipolaris oryzae ATCC 44560
Lineage: Eukaryota; Fungi; Ascomycota; Dothideomycetes; Pleosporales; Pleosporaceae
Exons: 2
Coding region: 1-1314 (437 amino acids)
Biological process (GO): secondary metabolite biosynthetic process
Molecular function (GO): monooxygenase activity; FAD binding
Source: RefSeq, a predicted model, not a curated record
AUGGCUCCAGCUAAAUCGAGACCAACUGUCCUCAUUGUGGGUGGGGGCUUAGCUGGACUUUUCUGUGCUCUCGAGUGUAAAAGAAAUGGUUUCGAAAUAACAGUAUUGGAAUCCAGACCUGCAAUCCAAACAGCUGGUGACUUCAUUACUAUUGGGCCUACAGCUAUCAAUGCUCUUUGUAGAUGGCCGUCUAUAGCAACAGCGCUUGGUAAGGUCGCCUACAAGCCUGACAUCUGGUACCAUAAGCAAGAUGGAGAGCUAGUUGCUGGUCCAAUGCCUCCGCACCCCAACUUUGGCCGCAUGAUAUCGAGGCCGGCAUUACACCAAGCUCUUUGGCAUGCACUAGAGGCCGAGAAUGUUGAUAUUCGCUGCAAGACGAAAGUGAAGCGUUACUGGGAAACGGAAGAUGAAGGCGGGGUCGAGCUCGAAAAUGGGGACAUCCUCCGGGCAGAUAUGGUGACCGCCGCAGACGGUAUCCAUACCAAAAGCUGGACACUCGUAUCGAGAAAGGAACCCGAAAUCUACCCGAGCGGGCUUGCAAUGUUCCGAGCAGCAUUUCCUAUUGAACGAGCACUAGCGGAUCCCACUCUACGGGCAAAGUGGACUCCGACAGCUGAGAGAGACAAGAUGGGAUUCUUUCUUUCUCCAACUAGCUUUGGAAUCAUCCUCUUUGGCCAAGACACUGCAUCGUGGGUUUGGCAGCACAAUGAAAACCCAGAAACAUCCACUGAAUCAUGGGCUGCAACUCUAUCUCCCGAAGAUGCCCUUAAGCAGCUGGAUGCCCAAGGCCACUGGGGCGCCGACCUUCGAGCACUAAUUGCUACAACUCCACAAAACCACAUUGUCGACUGGAGGCUGAUGCGACGAGAGCUGAAGCGAGAAUGGAGCUCGCCAAAGGGGCGGCUAAUGCAGAUUGGGGAUGCUGCACAUCCAUAUCUGCCAACCACUGUCAAUGGUGGGACACAAGCCAUCGAGGAUGGCGUCUCACUGGCACGCUGCUUGCGCCUGGCAAUCGACAAGCACGGCGCUAACGCGCUUCCUGCUGGAGCAAAAGUGCAUAACUUGUUGCGCAUCGAUCGGGUGGCAGCCAUCGAAACCACAGGAAUGGAACGCACGAAGAAACACCGUCAAGUGGACUUUGAACAAGUUAAGAAAAACCCGGAGUUGAUUCGCAACGAGCCGGCUCAGUGGCAGAUUAAACAUGACCCGCUAGCGUAUGCGGAGGAAAAGUUUGAUGAAUGCUUUGCUUCUUUGACGAAUGGCAAGCCCUUUAUAAACACCAAUAAGCCUGAAGGAUACGUUUUUGCGCCAUAA